ACCACACUCUCACUUGCAAAGAAGCUUCACAGGCACGCUUUCUGUUACAAAAACCCAAAACCCCAGCCAAAUGAAACUCCCUUCUCUCGUUUCCUCUUUCUAUGAAAGAAAUAGGAAACUCCCAAAAAAAGAAAAACCCUAGAAAAAAAAAAUCACUUCUUUCUUUGAUUCGACAAAAAAAAAAUUCCCAAAAUGUGCAACAAUUCAGAUUCGAUUCUUCCAUUGACAGAAAUUCCAGGAGAUUCAUCCAGAACAAGGUCGUUAUAUCAUCUUCCACCUGGUUGCCGAUUUUUCCCUUCCGAGGAGGAGCUUCUUAACCACUACCUCACUGGGAAAAACAGCUCCGACGCCUCCGAUCGCGCUGACAUGUACGGAUACGAUUUGAUCAGGGAACUUAACUUGUACGACUACGAGCCGUCUGAUUUGCCGGAGGGGGUGUGCUUUGUGCACGGAUGUCGGGGAAGGAAAAGGCACUGGUUUUGUUACACGGAGAGAAAAGGAGAGAGGAAUAAGAGGAGGGCAAAGGGAGGGUUUUGGAGGAAAAUAGGGAAAGUUAAGGAUGUGUUUGAUGGAGAAAACGUAUUGGUGGGGACUAGAACUAGAUUUGUAUUUUAUGAGGCUAAUUCUGUUAAGAAAGCAGUUAGGACUCCUUGGAUUAUGUACGAAUAUGCCCUGCUUCACCAUCGCAAGGCCUCUUUUGUCCUAUGCCGAGUAUUUGUCAAAUCUCGUGCUGGAAAUAGUGUAUCGGAGAAUGUUUUAAGCUCUUGUGCAGAAGAAAGUGUUGCAGCUGUACGUCACAUCGGUAUCCAGCAUGAUGGAUUUCUUUCACCUGACAUUCUUGAAGCUGAAAUCAAUGGUGAUGACUUCACUAAACAGCUAGAUGAAUCAGUAGCAACUAGAUCUGUUUCUGUUCCAAGGUUUGAGUUCCCUUCAGUCGUCCAACCAGAGCUGCCCAAUGAUCUGGUGGAAUCUCAGUUGACUACCAAUGAUUUAUGGGCAAUUGUAGAAGGACAUUUCAUAGAGUUGAAAGAUCUCGGGCAUUGAUUGUCCGUGAUAAACCAUAAAGCAGAUAGGAGCAGUUAACUCGUUGGAGGUUUAAUUACACCAAAAUAGCAAGAGAAUGGAUUUAUAUUUUCAUCAACCUAAUACAAAACAAGAAAUUUUCAAAUCUGAGUAGCGAGUAAUGUAAUGGCAGGAUCACUCACCUCCUAAGACAGGUUGCACUCAUGUGCUAAUAUCAGGAAUUUGCUUCGGAAGAAUUUAAUUAUCAUGCAGUUUUGCUUCAGAAGAAUCAAAUUAUCAGGAAUUUUCCUUCAGAAAAUAUAAGUACGUGAUACAUUGAAUGAGUCAGACAAUUUCAACAUGAGGUGCUUCACCUGGCUUCCAAGUUCACCUAUGAUGAUGGGUUGAGAAAUUCUUUCCA
Theobroma umbraticum is the source of this 1423-nucleotide messenger RNA. Its product is annotated as NAC domain-containing protein 92-like. Gene Ontology annotation, molecular function: DNA binding. The record is from RefSeq and is a predicted model, not a curated record. NCBI's taxonomy places the organism in Eukaryota, Viridiplantae, Streptophyta, Magnoliopsida, Malvales, Malvaceae. Gene Ontology annotation, biological process: regulation of DNA-templated transcription.